This is a messenger RNA of Epinephelus lanceolatus (giant grouper), 3421 nucleotides long. The record is from RefSeq and is a predicted model, not a curated record. NCBI's taxonomy places the organism in Eukaryota, Metazoa, Chordata, Actinopteri, Perciformes, Serranidae.
UCUAAGCGGUUCAUUCAGUUCAGCUGCAGACAAAAGGGGGCCCGGCUCACAAUGCUUAGAGACUAAAACCUGGAUUCUACACUUUUAUCUGCUCUCUCCAUUCUCUUCACUGGAUCUGUAGAAGAUGAGACAAGUUCCAGAGGCUCUGGCUGCAUGGUGCUGUGGACAUUAAGGAAUACUUCAACACCAUACUCCCCUCCACAUCUCCACUGAAUCCUCACACCACAGAAAAGUGGAGAGGACAAGCCCGUUUUAACUCUGAGGGAUUCGUGGCACCACUUAAAGGUGGAGCCAACCCCGGUGCCACAAACUCUGGAAGGAUGAUGAACAGCUUCUAGUGGAUUUUCUCUCUUUGUCAGAACAGAGUGUGUAGUGAGGAAUCAAGACACUGUUUUCAGAUAACGGGGGAGGAAAAACAUAGGCGCAGAGAAAAAUGCCUUUUGGUGGUUUAGCUGGUUUGAAGGAACAGGUGCUGAAGCCUGGGAAGGAGGAAGUGAAGAGCACAGUGGGGGACUCUCUAGGAAAGCUGCAAAGGAAAAUAGAUGGUAGUAACGUAGAAGAAGAGGAUAACAUUGAACUGACAGAGGAUGGACGUCCGGUGGCUUCAGCGCCACGUUCUCCCCCACUGCUGGACUGCAGCUGUGGAGGUCUGCCCAAGCGUUACAUCAUCGCCAUCCUCAGCGGGCUGGGCUUCUGCAUCUCCUUUGGCAUCCGCUGCAACCUUGGUGUGGCCAUUGUGGAGAUGGUGAACAACAACACCGUCUACAUCAACGGGACUCCUGUGCUUCAGAAAGCUCAGUUUAACUGGGACCCGGAGACAGUGGGGUUGAUCCACGGCUCCUUCUUCUGGGGUUACAUUGUCACUCAGAUCCCUGGUGGUUUCAUCUCCAACAAGCUGUUUGCCAACAGAGGCCAGAGAGUCCUCCUGGACAUCAGAGAGGACUUGCUGGCCGAACUCCUCAACAAGCUCCAAGAGCAGCUGGAGAAUGUCUGCGACCUGACCACUCCAACCAGCGAAACAACACUGCAGUUGGAAAGGAUCAGCACAACACUCAGAGAAACCCAGAAUGAUCUUGAGCAGCAGGCAAGCAUCAGUGAGGAACUGCAUGCUGAGCUGGAGCAGAUGAAGGUGGCUAAAACCAGUGCUGAGCUUCAGAUGGAGCAGACUGAAACCACCAUGAGGUCGCACAUCGAUGAUCUUGAGAGGCAAUUUGCCAACAAGAUGACGGGUGUCACCUAUCCAGCAUGUCACGGGAUGUGGUCAAAAUGGGCGCCACCUCUUGAACGGAGUCGACUGGCCACAACUUCAUUCUGUGGAUCCUACGCAGGAGCAGUGAUCGCCAUGCCUUUAGCUGGAGUGCUCGUUCAGUACGUUGGAUGGUCUUCGGUCUUCUAUGUCUAUGGUGUUUUUGGGAUCAUAUGGUAUGUCACGUGGCUCCUGCUGGCAUAUGGAAGUCCUGCUGAACAUCCCACAAUCUCUGACGAGGAGAGGACGUACAUCGAGACCACCAUUGGUGAAACAAUGCGCCAACUGAGUGUCACUGAGAAAUUCAAGACUCCAUGGCGUCGUUUCUUUACAUCCAUGCCCGUCUAUGCCAUCAUCGUGGCCAACUUCUGCCGCAGCUGGACCUUCUACCUGCUCCUCAUCAGCCAGCCGGCAUAUUUUGAGGAAGUCUUUGGCUUCCCCAUAAGCAAGGUGGGGAUCCUGUCCGCCGUACCCCACAUGGUGAUGACAAUUGUAGUUCCUAUCGGAGGGCAGCUGGCUGACUUCUUACGCAGUAAUAAAAUCAUGUCUACCACAAAUGUGAGGAAACUCAUGAACUGUGGAGGGUUUGGUAUGGAGGCUACUCUGCUGUUGGUGGUGGGGUUUUCUCACACUCGAGGGAUCGCCAUCUCCUUCCUCGUUCUGGCUGUAGGGUUCAGUGGAUUCGCCAUCUCAGGUUUUAACGUCAAUCAUUUGGAUAUUGCUCCUCGCUAUGCCAGCAUCCUGAUGGGCAUUUCUAAUGGGGUGGGAACGCUGUCAGGAAUGGUGUGUCCUCUGAUUGUUGGAGCCCUGACAAAACACAAGACUCGUCUGGAGUGGCAGAAUGUCUUUGUUAUUGCGUCCAUGGUGCAUUACUCAGGGGUCAUCUUCUACGCUAUCUUUGCCUCGGGAGAGCAGCAGGACUGGGCCAACCCUGAGAGUACCAGCGAGGAUAAAUGUGGCAUUAUUGAUGAGGACGAGCUGGCUGAAGAGUCAGAGCUCAACAUGGAGAGUGCGGUGGCUCCAAAAAGGAGUUACGGCACCGCAGACAAUUCAUUUGGUCGAAUACAGGGCUGGAAAAAGAAGAAAGGGGUGACCAUGCAGGAGGAGGAGGAACAUUUUGGGAAUGGCGACUACCAGGACCGUUACCAGUGAGACGCCCUGUGGGGCAAAGGACUUCCAAAACAUUCUGGAGGAGGCUUAAAGAUUGAUAUCACACCUGUGGAAAUGUCAGAAACAUCAGAGAAGUGACAGGAGCAGCAACAUCAUAUGUACCUCAAGACGGCCGUUUUUCAUUUUUGGUCAAUACUCCAGUAUAACUGUGAUGUACUGUAACGUCAAAAAAUGAUCAAAUCAAGCAUAAUGUUUAUUAGAAAUCCAUUAGGACAAAAUAAGAAACAAGGAAACAACAAAUACAUGAUAUAAUCAGAACAAUAGAUUUAAUCUACACUGACAUAAACUGUAGACUAGUAUGCUUAGUGUAACAGAAAGUGAACCACAGACCAACAUUCAUGAACCAACUGUGUUAAAAGAAUGUUAGAAACACAUAUCAGCUUUUAAACCUGACUUUACUUUCCCUGUGAACAGUUUUUAAAAUGUUUUGUGUCAGCUAUGCAACGUGAAAAGAGAUGUGCUUCUGGAAUGUAAUAAUGGGUUUAACAGCAGUGCUAAUGUUAUGAGCCUUAUUUUUAUUUAUUUUGCUUGUAUGUAUUUGCUGUUGCUGAAUGAUUGCACUUUGUCGCCGCUUAGCUCGCUCUCCUCAUCCGAGCAGGUCUUGGUUCACCAUGCACUUCCUCCGGCAUUAUUGUAGCUCCAUUAUUUAUGGUGUUGUGAGCUCAUAAUGGGACGUAAUGGAUGGGGAGUUCAGUGCUUACGUCACUCCAUGAAGCAUUUAGUGUAACUAUUUAUUCUCCAGGUGUUUGUCUUUUUUGUAAUUCCUCAGUGUUUGAUACAUGGAGACCCAGUUUGGUUCUAAAAACAACGUACUGUAAUGUUUAAUCAUAAAAGAGUAUGGGAACACUCACUGUUUAUCAUUACUGCUAAAGAAGAGACAUUUUGUACAGUAAAUUAUUAUCUUAUUGUUUGAGAGCAUUGAUUUGAUUUGCACUUUACUUGAAAACACUGGAGAUGUAAUAAACUACAUUUCUAUUCUGUAUUGAGAUUGUUUAGAGACAUAAA